Cicer arietinum (chickpea) is the source of this 641-nucleotide messenger RNA. Its product is annotated as heavy metal-associated isoprenylated plant protein 19. Lineage: Eukaryota; Viridiplantae; Streptophyta; Magnoliopsida; Fabales; Fabaceae. The record is from RefSeq and is a predicted model, not a curated record.
AAUUAUAAAUAGAUAUUGAUCCACGACGAUGAUCAUUCAUAUAUAUACUCUCAAAUCGCCACAAAGUCCUUUUCUUUGUGGCUUUUAUACAAAAUAAAACCAAUCGUGGGUUCCGUAAAUUCCAGCCCCACCAUGUCAGAAAAGUAUUGUUGCAUGAUCAUGAGGAUCAACGUUGACUGCAAUGCUUGUUGCAGAAAAUUAAGGAGAAUAAUUCUAAGGAUGAAAGCGAUAGAAACCCAUUUGAUAGAGAAGCAGCAACGCAGGGUAUGUGUAUGUGGGAGAUUUGUACCAGCAGAUAUUGCAAUAAAGAUAAAGAAGAAAAUGAAACGAAGGGUUGAGAUCCUUGAAAUCCAAGAAUUUGAAGGCGAGGUUCAAAAUGAACUACCGUAUUAAUAAACUUAACAGAGAAGAGAACAGAGAAAUCUCAAAUUCUCAGGGUGAUGCAGUAGCAGCCAUUAUGGAUUUGAUUUGCAACUAUAAUGAUUGCAGUCGAUGUAGCGUGAAUUUAUUUUUUAUUUGCAUCAAAUAUUAUAGUUUACUACUUAUAUACCUCACACACUACGCGAAAAAUAGUAUUUUACAGUGUUUUCUUAUGCACGUUUAUAGCGCUUUUUGAAAAAACGCUUAAUAGGUUCAUUCUU